Molecule: messenger RNA, 958 nt
Organism: Gastrolobium bilobum
Lineage: Eukaryota; Viridiplantae; Streptophyta; Magnoliopsida; Fabales; Fabaceae
Exons: 3
Coding region: 134-649 (171 amino acids)
Source: RefSeq, a predicted model, not a curated record
UAAAAAAAAAAAAAAUAGCGCUUUCCACGCACGGGGUGACCGAAUCCAAGGAACUCACGCCUAGACGCAGAAGAAACCCAGAAACGCCGUCGACGGCAGUGAAGACGGAGAGAAACAAAAUCACCAACGAGAAAUGUCGCUAGUCGAUUACGCUUCCUCUUCGGACGACGACGUUCCGGAACCCAGUGAAGAAGGUCGCAAGAAAGAGGACGAACCCCAACUUUCCCAACGCGAUUCACCGCCACCGCAACCUCCUCCUCGGACCCAGACUAAAUCUGGAUAUUCAUCUGACCAGCAGCCUGAAAAUAAACCACAUUCAUCUCUACCUUCAGUGGAAAAACUUCCUGAUGCUUCACUUCUUUUGAAUUCACCCACCGUCUUAUCUAAUCUGGCGAGUGCUAGUGACCACUCCUCCCGAGUUGCUGCAGCUGUAGCUGAAAAUGCUUCACGUAAGAGAGACUCUAAUGGAAUGGCCUCCUCUGCUGUUCGUAGUAAAGUUCCUAGAGGAAACUUGCCUCGUUCAAGGAAUGUCCCAGAAACUGCUGGUGUUAUGCUAGUUCCACCUCAGAUCAGUGGAAGGAAAAAUGUUGUUACGGAAGACAUAAGCAAGCUAUUUGUCAAAAAACAAAACGAACAUUCAUCUAGUUAGAAGUUUGCAUAUUGAAAUCAAUGAAGAUGGGUGAGAAACUAAAACGUAAAAAUGUGGCAUUUGCCCCCUUGAAAGUGCUUCCUUUUGUAGAAUUGGUAUUAUGAACAGCCUUGUAAGUUGUAAAAUUGUUUAUAUCCUUAGGUUUGUACUGCUGUGUAGUUUAUUAUAUUACAUUGUUAACUUCUAACUUUAGCCGAGUAAAAGAAAAAGAGGCAGAAACCCUUUCGGGGUGAUUUGCUUCUCUACCUAUUUUUGGAUUUGCAUGUAUGAUUAAGGAUUAUUGAGAACUGUGUACUAUAUUUUGAAAUC